GUGGCUCUAAAAUAAAAAUGAAAGUAGAUUAACCAAAAAUGAGCUGAGACAAAGGAAUUUUAUUUUCAGCGUACUUUUAUUGAGAAAAUAAAAACUUUUACAUGAGAAUGUUUUUGUGUGUGACUCUCCUGAUUCUCUACAGAGUUAUGGAAUCACAAUCAGAGAAAUUACAGGUGGUUGGUUCAGCAGCUCCUCUUGCUGCUGUAGCUGGUGAAGAUCUGGUUCUUCCCUGUUUCAUAAAACCCAACAUCAGUGCUGUGGACAUGACAGUGGAGUGGUGGAGACUAAAGGAAGAUGCUUCAUUAGUGCAUUUCUAUAAGGAUCACAUGGACAUAUAUGAAGAUCAGGAUCAGUCCUACAGAGGAAGAACAUCACUGUUUAAAGAAGAGCUACAGAAAGGCAAUGCUUCACUCAAACUCUCAGCUCUCAGAGUCUCUGAUGAAGGAGCAUAUAAAUGUCUCAUUACGGACAAAUCCUGGUAUGAUGACGUCACUGUUCAUGUCACUGUAGAGGCUCAGGGAAGCCACCCGGUGAUUACAAUGGAGAGUUAUGAUAAUUCGGGAGGGAUUAAUCUAGUGUGUGAGUCCAGAGGCUGGAACCCUGAACCUGAGGUUCUGUGGCUGGACAGAGAAGGAGCCACUCUGCCUGCUGAAGACAUGCAGAUACUCACAGAGAGCUUCAGUGUUAAACGUCACAUCACUGUUCAUGAUUAUAGCGACUCCAACAGAUUCUACUGCAGACUUCUACAAAAACAUCACAUGAUGGAGACAGAGAUUAUUAUUAAUAGUAAAGUCUUUGCUGCUUGGAAGUGGAUUGUUGGAAUUUCAGUUUCAGUAUGUCUUCUUGCUGUUGGAUUGAUAGUAACUGCAGUUAUCUGUUACAAGAAAGUCUCAGAGCUUCAAAAGGAGAAGAAAUACACAGUCUCAGAGCUUCAAAAGGAGAAGAAAUACACAGAGUUUUUAAAGAAGAAGUUGUGUGCAGUGGAUGUGAUUCUGGAUCCUGAUACUGCAAAUCCAUAUCUCAUCCUGUCUGCUGAUGGAAAACAAGUGACACAUGGAGACGAGCGGCAGAAUCUCCCUGAUACACCACAGAGAUUUAAUCAGUGUGUUAAUGUUCUGGGGAAGCAGAGUUUCUCCUCAGGGAGAUUUUAUUAUGAGGUGCAGGUCAGAGGGAAAACUGAGUGGGAUUUAGGAGUUGUGAGAGAAAACAUUAACAGGAAGGGAGAGAUUAUACUGAGACCUCAGAAUGGAUUCUGGACUGUGGGACUGAGGAAUGAGAAUCAGUAUAAAGCUUUUGCUGGUCCCUCUGUCCCCCUCACACUGAGAGAGAAGGUGGAGAAGGUGGGAGUGUUUGUGGAUUAUGAGGAGGGUCUGGUCUCCUUUUAUGAUGUGAACUCCAGAUCUCAUAUCUACUCUUUCACUGGUCAGACUUUCACUGAGAAACUCUAUCCAUUCUUCAGUCCUUGUGAUAAUGAUGGAGGUAAAAAUUCAGCACCACUGAUCAUCUCUCCUGUAUUUAAUACUGAAUAAAUUUUCACCUCACAGUUUUAAUCAUCUAUUAAAUGUGGAGAAUAAAAAUAUUUUUUAUUUUGAGAAAGUUUUAAAGAUUUGUACAGGUUAUUUUAUUUUUAC
Messenger RNA from Silurus meridionalis, 1631 nucleotides. RefSeq names its product butyrophilin subfamily 1 member A1-like. Bases 102 to 1529 code for a protein of 475 amino acids. The transcript is spliced from 9 exons. The record is from RefSeq and is a predicted model, not a curated record. Gene Ontology annotation, molecular function: protein binding. NCBI's taxonomy places the organism in Eukaryota, Metazoa, Chordata, Actinopteri, Siluriformes, Siluridae.